Mya arenaria is the source of this 2324-nucleotide messenger RNA. RefSeq lists its product as uncharacterized. Gene Ontology annotation, biological process: proteolysis. Bases 82 to 1473 code for a protein of 463 amino acids. Gene Ontology annotation, molecular function: cysteine-type peptidase activity. The record is from RefSeq and is a predicted model, not a curated record. The transcript is spliced from 16 exons. NCBI's taxonomy places the organism in Eukaryota, Metazoa, Mollusca, Bivalvia, Myida, Myidae.
CCACGUAUUGUGCCACAAGAUACCACAGUACCGGUAUGUCAUGAGGACAUUGUUCCUGAUCAAGCAGAACCAGUUGGAAAAAUGUUGCCUGUCCCUGCCAGCUCUAAAGGUUCUACAAGAAAAAUAUCAUUUCAACCUACAGAUAUUUCAGUUGCAGAUGUGUCGGCAACAACUUCUGCUGACAGUUCCAGUGAUAUGCGAACCAUUAUUGAGUCCAAAACUAAACAAGUGUUGAGAGAAGUUUUGGAAAAUCAACCAACUGGAAGACUUCUAUUCCAAAUAGGGCCUUACACUAUAACUGACCACAGCAUACAUUUUCUCAACAGCACCUUGUCAGACGAGGUCAUUGAUGUAUUUCUUCAUCUGAUGCCCAAGAAAAAUGUGUAUCACAUAGAUUCCAUCAAUAUGACCAGUAUUUUUGAGGGAGAUCAGGAGUCUACAGGUUUCUUAAACAAGAUACCCUUGCAUCAGUAUGAUGCUUUGAUUGGUGCAGUCAAUGAAAAUCAGGUUCAUUGGGUUCUAAUGAUCGUAGUUCCAGAUGCAAAAUGUUUGGUGUACAUAAAUCCUAUGUGUGAGCCCAGAUCCAAAUGUGACAAGUACAGAAACAGAUGGACAGCAUUUCUGCGUGAAAGGUCCAGAAGGCACAUAGGACAAGACGCUCUGACCCAUGACGGAUGGGAAGUCCAGACAGUGCCACAUGACAAACAAACUGAUGGAUCAUCAUGUGGAGUUUAUGUGAUAAGGUUUGCAGACCUGUACUUGUCUGGUGAAGAAAUGGACAGAUGUUGGACUAGUCAAGACAUAAAGAAGGAGAGGCUUCGGUUACGGCUCAAGCUUCUCUCAUUAGGGAUAAAUGCAGAGGUGCCACUGCAGGAUCCUAGCAGACUUGAAGUGAAACAGGCUUUGGAUGAAUUCUCAGAGUCCCCAAGGGAAGGCCUUGACAUGACUGCACGAAUGAACCAGACCACCAACGAUGUGGAUCUCCCUGACCUUGAGGUGCCAGUAGCCCCAGUUGAAUGGAGCUCUUUAGAGAGUGAGCAGGAUCAAGAGAGCAUCAUGGAGAAACACCAGAGAAAGGGGAAUUUAAGGCAAAAAAGACCAAAGGAUGUGCUUUCAAAGAAAGGUCAAAAAAGGUUGCAAAAAAUUAAAGAAAAGAAUGAAACCCUAGUACAGUUCCUGUUGUCUAAGGAAGUCAAGGCAUACCUACUGAAAAUUAUGCAAGGCAAACCGGCAAGCAAUCUUCACGCUAUCUCCACUGGGAUGUCACAGAGAGCCAGGAGAGCAAUAAAACACAGUGGAUUUGGUCCUAUUGAUGAUGAUGAACAGGCAAUCAUGAUGUUUUACAAGAAGAAAGGGUACUCGAAAGCAAAAGCAGAGGAAAUGUUCAACAAAGGUGUGACGCGCACUAAGGAGGAGAUGGAGGUCAUCAUGCACAGGGAGUUUAAGAGUUAUCGAAAGUACAAACCAAAGUGAAUCAAUUUCAUGAUUUAUGUCGUAAUUUCGCUUUUUUACGGACACUGGAACUCGACGAGGAUUUGAACCAGUUAGUACUGUCAAACCUCACGCCGGCCAGGCACCAAAAAUAUUUCAGGAAUGUUGUUCAUGCAUUGUUUUCAGUGAAAUCAUUUUACUUUUAUCAAUGCAAAGGAAAUCAGUUUCUUACAUUUCAAAAAUGUAUUUUUUGUCUCUGCUCAAUGACAUAUUAUCUAUUUUUCGGCAAGAAAUUUGAUUUUUUCUUAAAUCGUUUGAGUGGUUGAUAUGAAAAUAAAAACCAUGCACAAUUGUCUACCAUAUGAUUCAAAUUUAAUUGUUGAUUAUUGUUUACCAAAACAAUGUUAUCUUCCUCUGAAUGUAUAUGUAAGUUAUCCUCCUUUGCUAUCUUCCUCUGUGUGUGUGUGUGUGCGCGUGUGUGUGUAUGUGUGCGUGCGCGCGUGCGUGUGUGUGUGUGUGUGUUCCACGAUGUGUGUGUGCGCGUGUGUGUGUAUGUGUGCGUGCGUGCGUGCGUGUGUGUGUUCCACGAUGUGUGUGUGUGUGUGUGUGUUCUCUGUGUUUUAUCUAUGUGUAAAUAUCUUCCUCUGUGUGUGUGUUUGUGUGUGUGUGUGUUAUCUUCCGCGAUGUGUGUGCGUGUGUGUGUGUUGUGCGUUAGUGGGAGUGUAUAUAUGGGUGUGUGUGUGUGUCUCCAUCUUUGCCUGCUCUUGUGCAUGCUUCUUCUACCUGUCUAACUGGAGGUGUAUGAUCUAUCCCUCCGUUUUCCCUUUUAGUGUGUCUGCUCUAUCUAUUUCUAUUCAUUCAUUUUGUUCUCUCCCUCUCUUCCUCUGUCUCAU